Messenger RNA from Aphanomyces invadans, 525 nucleotides. RefSeq lists its product as hypothetical. The transcript is spliced from 8 exons. The record is from RefSeq and is a predicted model, not a curated record. NCBI's taxonomy places the organism in Eukaryota, Oomycota, Saprolegniomycetes, Saprolegniales, Verrucalvaceae. Bases 1 to 525 code for a protein of 174 amino acids.
AUGGCUGUCCCAGAUGUCUACCGCGUGUUCGUCAGCAAAGACUACAUGAAGUUCAACGCUGCGCACUUCAUUGCUUUCAAGGGAUUCCGUGAGCGCCUGCAUGGACACAACUACCGCAUGUCCGUGACUAUCACUGGCGAUCGCAUCGGACACGACGGGUACCUCAUGGAUUUUGGCGACAUCAAGAAGAUUGCCCGCGAAGUGUGCCGCGAAUUGAACGAACACUUUAUCGUGCCAUCAAAGAGCGACGUGCUGAAAAUCGACGUGACCGACGAGACUGUGACUUUGGUCACUGAGGACAACAAAACGUUCAGCUUCCCUCGCGAGGAUUGCUCGCUCCUGCCGAUCGUCCAUUCCAGCGCCGAAGAAUUGGCGCGGUAUUUGAUGGAUGUUCUCCUGGAGCGCUUCACGAUGACUCAAAUGAAGGCUCGUCAUGCAACGAAGAUUGAAGUGUCCAUCGCCGAAGCGGAAAACCAACUGGCCUCGGUCACCCGAAGCCUCGAUUAUAGCGAACUCAGCCCUUAA